Striga hermonthica is the source of this 606-nucleotide messenger RNA. The record is from the annotation of a GenBank genome assembly. NCBI's taxonomy places the organism in Eukaryota, Viridiplantae, Streptophyta, Magnoliopsida, Lamiales, Orobanchaceae.
GGCCUAUGUUUCAAGUGUGAAGAAAAGUUUACACCGGGCCAUCAGUGUAAACAAGCUUUUGUGAUCGAAGUAGCCAAUCCCGACGAUGAGGAUGAAGAAAUCGAGGAAGAACUGGACCCAGAGGACAACUUGGAAGCAGUUAAUGAAGAACAUGAGAUCUCGAUACAUGCUAUGGCCGGAAUCAGAGGGCCAAGAACGAUUCGACUGCCAGCAUGGGUCAAGGAUCGUAAGGUGAUGGUGCUCGUAGACAACGGGUCAUCACACAACUUCAUCAAUGCCGAGUUGUCCCGGAAGCUGAACUUACCAACCACGAAGAUUGAGCCUUUUGAGGUACGAGUAGCUAAUGGUGAGAGGCUGCAAUGCACUGAAUCUUUCUGGAAGGAACCAAUCAAGUUCAGCGGAGUUACUGUGAAGGUUGAUCUCUACGCCUUACCUUUGGUUGGGCCAGAUGUCGUUUUGGGAGUUCAGUGGCUGGAAGGGUUAGGCAAAGUGACUACCGACUAUCGAACUGGAAUUAUGGAGUUUAACUCUGAGGGUCGACAAGUCACUCCGAGCACAAGCAGCGAAAAAGGUACCAAGGAAGUAGGACUGAAAAACAUCGAAAGA